UUACAGCUUAAUUCACCUAGUAAGCAAGCCCUGGGUGCCAAAAUAUUAACUAUUAAACGUGGGAUGGACAUUUCUUGUAAUGUGUUGACAUUAAAAACAACAUUAUGCGUAAUUUGUCUUCCCCCAUCCUGGCCAAGAUAGCGGCAGCAGCAGCAGCAUAUAAAUCAGAUAAUCAGUAAUCAAAGAUCACAAAACAAAAAGGAAUUACAGGGGCAAUGUAACACUAGAAUAACAAGAAUAAAUAUAACAUAACAAGGAAUAUAAAAAUGAGAGAUUAAAAGCCUUGAAAAAAAACAAUACAAUAAAUCAAUCACAAAAUAGAUAAUAACUGUCAGAUUUUUUAAAUUGUAAUUUAAUUGCAUAUUUCCUUCACAGCCAUUCCGGGACCUUAGCUGUAAAACACGUACAGUAGAUUUUCAUUUCGUUUUACAUCUGUGGUUGGUGUUGACAGUACUUUUUACGCGGCACCACCCUUUCCAAUUCCCAAAUGAGUCUAUUUGGAUUUCUGUCAUUAGAGUUAUAAGUAAUGUUGCAAUGUACAAAAAAAACAACAAGAGGAACAUAUAUAUUUGUCCAUACAUUGCCUGUAUAAAAUAUAUAACAUGAGUUAUUGUCAGCUUUGGUGUAGUAACAGUAUUUUAUGGACAUUUCUGUGAUUUGUCACCUUGCUCAAAUGUGCAAGCUCAGAGAGCAAAGGGAAAAGUUGCCACUUCAAGACUUCUACGCAUUGGGUUUUAAGAAGAUCUGAAGAAAAGAAAUAUUUGAAGGAAAAAAUUGAUUGAUUUUGCAACUAUUAUUAUUAUUAUUAUUGUUUUUACACAUACAGCAGUGGUGUCUGUGGGUCCCUGAACAAUGAGGAAGACGAGCCAAAGUUACAGUCAGACAACGGGUAAUCUGUUAUGGGACUGAGUUGCCUAAUGUUUGCAGUUCUUCAUGUGUUACGAAUCUUUUAUCUCCUAAAUUUAGUUCUUGUGGCUCCUCGGUAUCUGGAUUAUGUGGUUGAAAAGAGGCAUACUUUGUCAUCUUGCAGAGAUUUCGGUUCACAGUCUCAAACUCGUGCUCUGUUCCCUCCAUGCUGUGGGAUAGCAUCUGGAGGUGAUGUCAUUGGAUAGUUUUGAAAAACUCGGAGAACAACUUUUUUCACCUGCUCGGGUCAGUUUUCAUUGUGCUCUGCGCCCAGCAUGGUGGCCCCUCACCCACUGAACACAACCCCGCAAUAGUAGCGGGGUUAAAAGUUCCCACCCACCCAGCCUCUGUAUAUUUGAACACCCAGCGGUACAGCAGCCGGUGGCUCUGGCUUGACUGUAGAGUUAAACAAUGACGGUCAGCAAGAUUAUCAAAUAUUUGCUUUUCACCUUCAACUUUUUGUUUUUUGUGGGUGGGAUCACUAUUCUUGGUUUAUCCACACAUGUCAGGAGCGCCAAAGCAGACUACCAGAUCAGUGAUGACCUUCUCCCAGCCGUCAACCUCCUGGUAUUUGUCUGUGCCGUGACUCUGAUUUUUGGCUUCCUGGGCUGCUGUGGAGCGAUCCGAGAGAACAGGUGCCUGCUGGCGAUGUUCUUCCUGGGCCUGCUCUCAAUGCUCCUCAUGUUGUUGGCUGUGGGUGUGCUGGGAGCCAUAGCGAGAACUUCAGCUGCCCAGGAGGUGGUGAAGGAACACAUGAAGGAGCUGCUUUCGCUCAGCGAACAGCCGAGGGAGGUUCAGGAGUCGUUUCAGCAGGUGGAAAGGAACGGCUUCUGCUGUGGAUUCUUUGUUGGACAUCUUGAUUGGGGAAACUCAAAGGUAGUGCCCAGCUCUUGUAACUGCACCGACAGCUCCAGGAAUUGCACGGUCGUGGAUGGACGUGAGGUAUACUCAACCCCGUGUAUGAAGUACAUUAUGACGUGGUUGGAUAGAGUAUCAGACUCGCUCAUGGGGACUGCCUUAGCAUUUGGCAUCUUGAUGAUUCUGGGUAUGAUAUUGUCAUUAGUCCUGCUCUGUCGGAUUUGGAGUAGUAAGAACAGCAUCAUUUAAAAUAUUUCGCACAAGGCCUGAAGUUCACAGGAGUUGAUUGAAGGACCAGACCAUCAUGUUAGUCUUGACUGCAUUUUUUCUGAUCGUAGCCUCACUGUAAUUCUUGAAAUGUGUCCACUCUUUUGUACCAGCGUAAAUAUGUUUUGUAGAUUUUAACUAUAUACUGCAUAUUG
Molecule: messenger RNA, 2186 nt
Organism: Xiphias gladius (swordfish)
Lineage: Eukaryota; Metazoa; Chordata; Actinopteri; Istiophoriformes; Xiphiidae
Product: tetraspanin-8-like
Exons: 1
Coding region: 1318-2013 (231 amino acids)
Cellular component (GO): membrane
Source: RefSeq, a predicted model, not a curated record